Phacochoerus africanus (Common warthog) is the source of this 4078-nucleotide messenger RNA. It is a transcript of the gene TMEM168, whose product is annotated as transmembrane protein 168. NCBI's taxonomy places the organism in Eukaryota, Metazoa, Chordata, Mammalia, Artiodactyla, Suidae. The record is from RefSeq and is a predicted model, not a curated record.
ACCGUCGCGGUUUCGGCGGCGGAAACAUGGCGGCCGUGGCCGGGCCGGUCAUGGAGAAAGUUUCCGACGAGAGGGGCCUGUGCUAGAACGUGCAACCUCGGGCCCUCGCCUCCCCUGGCGUGUCGCAUCCCUGCUCCGAGUAGCGGGCUCAGCCCUAAAUCUCUCCCUUUUCCGUGUUGGCCCCAGAGACGACUCCGAGUGUUCAGUCAUCUGAGCCAAACUGUACUAUCAACUCUUUGAGGAUAUAUAUUCCAACAUAUUUGUUGAAUGAUUAUAUAACCCAUAGAAGUGAUGUUUUAAAAAAUGCAGUGCACCCUAGAUACUAUCAGUUUCUUCUAUGUAAGUGAAAAGAUAAAACCUAAAUAUACCGAAGGAAGGUAUUUUCUUCAGUGGUGUGUGGUAUCCUCAGAUCGCUAUAAACAAAUCCCACCCAAGAAAAUGCUGAAAUAGGAGUUCAGAUACAUUGGAUUUGCUGGAUGAAAUACAAGCAGUUAAUUUUUGUAAAGUGGGGAGAAAGCCCAAAUUAACAGAUUAAUGUGUAAAUCACUGCGUUAUUGCUUUAGUCAUUGUCUCUAUUUAGCAAUGACAAGACUGGGAGAAGUAAACAAAGAAGUAAACAUGCAUUCUUCAGUGCGUUAUCUUGGCUAUUUAGCCAGAAUCAAUUUACUGGUUGCUAUAUGCCUAGGUCUUUAUGUAAGAUGGGAAAAAAUAGCAAAUUCUUUAAUUUUGGUCAUUUUUAUUCUUGGUCUUUUUGUUCUUGGAAUUGCCAGCAUACUCUAUUAUUACUUUUCAAUGGAAGCAGCAAGUUUAAGUCUCUCCAAUCUUUGGUUUGGAUUCUUGCUUGGCCUUUUAUGUUUUCUUGAUAAUUCGUCCUUUAAAAAUGAUGUGAAAGAAGAAUCAACCAAAUAUUUGCUUCUAACAUCCAUAGUAUUAAGGAUACUCUGCUCUUUGGUGGAGAGAAUUUCUGGUUAUGUCCGUCAUCGACCCACCUUACUAACCACAGUUGAAUUUCUGGAACUUGUUGGCUUUGCCAUUGCCAGCACAACGAUGUUGGUGGAAAAGUCUCUGAGUGUCAUUUUACUUGUUGUAGCUUUGGCCAUGCUGAUUAUUGACCUGAGAAUGAAGUCUUUUCUAGCUAUUCCAAACUUAGUUAUUUUUUCAGUCUUGUUGUUUUUCUCUUCAUUGGAAACUCCCAAAAAUCCAGUUGCUUUUGCAUGUUUUUUUAUUUGCCUGAUAACUGAUCCUUUUGUUGACAUUUAUUUUAGCGGACUUUCAGUCACUGAAAGGUGGAAACCCUUUUUGUACCGUGGAAGAAUUUGCAGAAGACUUUCAGUUGUUUUCACUGGGAUGAUUGAGCUUACAUUUUUUAUUCUCUCAGCAUUUAAACUUAGAGACACUCAUCUCUGGUAUUUUGUAAUACCAGGCUUUUCCAUUUUUGGAAUUUUCUGGAUGAUUUGCCAUAUUAUUUUUCUUUUAACUCUUUGGGGAUUCCACACGAAAUUAAAUGACUGCCAUAAAGUAUAUUUUACCCAUAGGAUAGAUAAUAAUAGCCUCGACAGAAUCAUGGCAUCCAAAGGGAUGCGUCAUUUUUGCUUAAUUUCAGAGCAGUUAGUUUUUUUCAGUCUUCUUGCAACAGCAAUUUUGGGAGCAGUUUCCUGGCAGCCAACAAAUGGAAUCUUCUUGAGCAUGUUUCUAAUUGUUUUACCAUUGGAAUCCAUGGCUCAUGGUCUCUUCCAUGAAUUGGGUAAUUGUUUAGGAGGAACAUCUGUUGGAUAUGCUAUUGUGAUUCCCACCAACUUCUGCAGUCCUGAUGGUCAGCCAACACUUCUUCCACCGGAACACGUACAAGAGUUAAAUUUGAGGUCUACUGGAAUGCUGAAUGCUAUCCAAAGAUUUUUUGCAUAUCACAUGAUUGAGACGUAUGGAUGUGACUAUUCCACAAGUGGACUGUCUUUUGAUACUCUGCAUUCCAAACUGAAAGCUUUCCUUGAACUUCGGACUGUGGAUGGCCCUAGACACGAUACAUACAUUUUGUAUUACAGUGGACAUACCCAUGGUACAGGAGAGUGGGCUCUUGCAGGUGGAGACAUACUACGCCUUGACACACUAGAAUGGUGGCGAGAAAAGAAUGGUUCCUUCUGUUCCCGACUCAUUAUCAUAUUAGACAGUGAGAAUUCAAUUCCUUGGGUGAAAGAAGUGAGAAAAAUCAAUGACCAGUAUAUCGCAGUGCAAGGAGCAGAGUUGACAAAGCCAGUAGAUAUUGAAGAAGCUGACCCACCACAGCUGGGUGACUUUACAAAGGACUGGGUAGAAUAUAACUGCAACUCCAGUAAUAACAUCUGCUGGACUGAAAAGGGACGCACAGUGAAAGCAGUGUAUGGCGUGUCAAAACGGUGGAGUGAUUACACCCUGCAUUUGCCAACAGGAAGUGAUGUGGCCAAACACUGGAUGUUACACUUUCCUCGUAUUACAUAUCCACUAGUGCAUUUGGCAAAUUGGUUGUGUGGUCUGAACCUCUUUUGGAUCUGCAAAACUUGUUUUAGGUGCUUGAAAAGAUUAAAAAUGAGUUGGUUUCUUCCUACUGUGCUGGACACAGGACAAGGCUUCAAACUUGUCAAAUCUUAAUUUGGAACCCAGAGUGGAAUAUUACUGAGAGUACGUACUACCAGUUAUCGCUAACUUGCCAUUUUUUUGUAUAUUUUUAUUUGUAAAAAAAAAAAAAAAAAAAAUCUUGCUACUUCUGUUGUGUUCUCAUUUUAUCUUUUCUCAAGUAAUUGUGUAUGUAAGGUGUUGGAAAUAAGCAUUAUUUUGUACUAAAAGUAUGUAGGGAGUCACAGAUGCUGACUUUGUACAUGUAUAAGAGAUGUUAAAAAUAAUUACAAUGCACUUUGAGGAAUGUUUGCAUAUGCCUCUGAUUAGAAAGGAGACCCUUGUCUCUGCUCUGCAGUGGCCAAUGAAGAAUUACUGAUGCCUUAUUUUCUAGGCAUAGAUUAGAGAAUGUAAACCGGACAAUUUGUUUACUGUUAUAUAAGAAAACUACCAAUUUGCUUAUAGAAGAUUAUUUUUUGUGAACAGUAGGUUUGGGUCCAAGACCAUUUGAAGCAUUACAGACUCUUUCGUAGAAAAGGAAAAAAGGAAGAAGUCUGGCUUAAAAUGAAUGCAAAAUUUGCUUAUAGUCCAUCACAUUUAGAUUCUUGGUUAUGACCUGUCACCGGUAUCACAGAGAAGCCCAAAUCACUAUUUAGGUCAAAACAUUCUUCAUGUGGGUAACUGUAAGAAGCUAGAGCCUACAAAUUGCUCCUUCAAGUCUUGUUGGGGGCCUCUGAAAGCACUGGCAAAGAGUCUUUCUCAGGGUAACAAUGUUUUCAGCUACAAAUUCGUUCCAGAUAAAUUGUCUUCCCUUCUAAAAUUAGUCUUAGGAAAGAAAUCUAGCACGUUGUCAUUGAUUUAGGCUAUUUUCUGUAUUCAGAAGCGAUUUUAAUCUUUUCAGAGUUAAUGCUCUGCCAUGAAAACUAUUUUUCAAAUCCCCUUUAGUGGUAACAUUUUUUUCAACUGAAGGUCAAAGGAUUGGAAACAGGUCAUUUUUUUUUUUCUUGUAUACAUGUAUUAUGUAAAAAAAGUAUUCGUAUUGAUGAUUUUAGUUCAGCAGAAUGGUGUGGUUGAAAUUUUUAAAACUUGAUUCAGUGUUUUAUCUGAUUAAAGCAAGCAAGGAUCAGAAUAUCUCCUAAGAGGUAAUUUACCUUCUGUUCCCUUCCAGUAAUCCUUACAUUCUAAGUUUUCAUCUCUGAGAAAUAACAAGGAGGGAGAAAAAUUACAUUAGGGGAUAAUCUAAUCUUUGUUGUUUAAAUGGUGUGACUUCUCACCAUCAAAAGCCAUUUUUCUAGCCUCAGAGAGAGGAAAUAAUGCCUCUACCAUUUUCUACCUGGUGACUUGAAAAUUGAAGUUUUAGUUAGGAAGUCACUUAGCGUCAGGGAACUUGUAUACCACUAUCUAUGCAGCAUUGUUAUAUAGUCUGAUUAUUUCUAUGUUUUGAGUAUGAUUUUCCUAAUGUUCUGAAUAAAAUUUUGUCAAAAAUUAA